This is a messenger RNA of Nymphalis io (European peacock), 1179 nucleotides long. RefSeq names its product odorant receptor 67a-like (gene Or-15). The coding region runs from base 1 to 1179 and encodes 392 amino acids. The record is from RefSeq and is a predicted model, not a curated record. Gene Ontology annotation, cellular component: plasma membrane. The transcript is spliced from 5 exons. Gene Ontology annotation, biological process: sensory perception of smell; detection of chemical stimulus involved in sensory perception of smell. NCBI's taxonomy places the organism in Eukaryota, Metazoa, Arthropoda, Insecta, Lepidoptera, Nymphalidae. Gene Ontology annotation, molecular function: olfactory receptor activity; odorant binding.
AUGGCUACGUCUAAACUAUCUGAUUGCUUUAAAAUAAAUUUUAUUCUUCUAAAAUUUUUCGGAAUAUGGCCUGGAUACAAUUCAGCCAAAUACUACAAAUGUUAUUUGGUCAUAUUUCUCUUGAUUAAUUCAUUCAUCUAUAAUACUUUGCUUAUCUUAAAUUUAUUAUUUACGCCACGAAAAAUAGAUCUAAUUAUUCGAGAAGUAAUUUUUUUAUUUACUGAAGUGGCGGUAGGUGGUAAAGUUUUUAUGAUACUUUUAAAGCGGAAGGAAAUCUUUGAUGCCUUGUAUAUAUUAGAUUGUGAAGCUUUUAAAGGUGAAGAUGACGCUAGUAGGCAAAUUUUAAAAAGACAUGUCUCUAAGUACAAAACUUAUUGGAAAAUAUACGCCAUUAUAUCAAACUUUUCUUACUCUUCGCAAGUGUUCUUACCGAUAUUCGUAUAUUUGAUAUUCAACACAAAAAUGGAAUUGCCGAUAUGCAAAUACUAUUUUUUAGACGAUGAUGUCAGACGACACUAUUUUAUAUUUUGGUUCGUUUACCAAUCAGUUGGAAUGUACGGUCAUAUGCAAUAUAAUGUUAACAUUGACACAUUAAUCGCUGGCUUUUUGAUGAUGGCAAUAGCACAAAUCGAAGCACUGAAUAAUGUAUUGAAACAUUUGAAAGUUGCCAAAAACCAUACGAAGGAUUAUAAGCGAAGGGAUACUGUCCAAAUUAUGAGAUUAAAUCAUUAUUUAAAGCAUUAUGAGCAGAUCCUCAAAUACUGUUCUGCGAUACAGGAUAUUAUUGGCAUAACAAUGUUCAUUCAAUUUGGAAUAGCGUCAGUAAUCAUUUGUGUCAUUUUGUGUGGAUUGCUUUUGCCAUCGUCUAUAGAAGCUAUGGUUUUCAUGGUGAGUUAUUUAUUCGCCAUGCUUUUACAAAUAUUCGUGCCAGCUUGGUUGGGGACACAGCUUAGUCAUGAAAGCCAGGGACUGAUAUUUGCAGCGUAUUCCAGCGAAUGGAUACCGAGAUCUGAGAGAUUCAAACGAAGUCUUAAUGUUUUUAUGGAACGAGCGAAACGUAAUAUAGUAUUAACCGGUUGGAGGUUGUUUCCCCUUUCCCUUGAUACAUUCACAUCUAUUUUAAAAAACGCUUACUCGUUUUUCACUCUUAUCAGGAACGUUCAAGAUCGGGAAACAUAG